Messenger RNA from Clupea harengus (Atlantic herring), 4382 nucleotides. RefSeq names its product prolyl 3-hydroxylase 3 (gene p3h3). Gene Ontology annotation, molecular function: protein binding; iron ion binding; procollagen-proline 3-dioxygenase activity. Gene Ontology annotation, cellular component: endoplasmic reticulum. NCBI's taxonomy places the organism in Eukaryota, Metazoa, Chordata, Actinopteri, Clupeiformes, Clupeidae. The record is from RefSeq and is a predicted model, not a curated record. Gene Ontology annotation, biological process: collagen metabolic process.
CAUUCUUCAUUCUCCCUCCUCCCGCAUACAGCCCGAUUGCGGCACGUCUACACUUUUCUGUCCCUGGGUUACUUAUCCUCCCUCCCUCCUGUUCGGUCUCCCAACUUUCUCUUCAGUGCCAUGGCGCUACGCUCAAAACCCCUCUGUGUAUACGUGGCGCAGAUCAUCGGUGUUUUAUUUUCUUUGGGUUUUCUUGCAUCUGCUGCAGGCAGCGGAAUUUCCACUGGGUCUGCCACUAGCCUAUUGCCAGCUUACGACCCUCUCUAUUAUCUGGGAGUGCGGGCGUAUUUCUCUGAAGACUGGGAAAAAGCUGCAGAACAUUUCGAGAAGUCUAUAUCCAUUCGUCAGGCUAUUCUUCAAACACGUCGAAAAUGUCACGAUGACUGUUUGUUUGCAGGGGAUGACAGACUAUCCUAUUUGGAGACGGAGACGGGUAGCCUAUGGGAUCUCUAUGCUUUGGACUGGGUUCAGCGUCGGGCUGAGUGUGCCAGAUUCUGUCUGGGGAGAGCCGUCACUCCUGCCGGACAGCUCCCUGUGUCUACCGACAUCGACUAUGAGUUUGGAACCCGCAAUGCAUACAACUUCCUCCAGCUCACCUACUUUAAGCUGGGCAAAAUGCACAAGGCCGCUGCUGCAGCACACACUUUCUUUGUGGCCAACCCCAGUCAUCUGGAGAUGCGAAACAACAUUGAGAAGUACAGGCGCAUGGAUGAGGUGACAGACGAUGCAUUUAUGGACAGAGAGAAAGAGCUGGAGAGGCACUGGGAGGUGUACGACUCGGCCGUCCUGGCGGAGAGCUCAUCAGACUGGAAGCGGGCGGUGGAGCAGUGGAAGGACUGUGUGAACGUGACGCUGCAGCACACGGAGGACUGCAGGGCACAGUGUGUCGUGGCCUCCAAGACUCUCCCCGAGGAGGACGCGCCAGAGAGGACCGGCGGGGUGUAUGAAAGGGCAGCUGCACUCUCUCUCUCUUUGCUGGCUUGUCAGCAAUCUUGCGUGACUCUUGUGGCAACGCGACCUGGAAGGGUUUCUGCUCAAGAGGACCUCCUGCCCACCCAGUUGGAGCAUUUACACAUAGCCCAGUUCAAAGCUGGUGACCUAAAGGGGGCGAUACAGACUCUGCGCUCUCUGCUGCUCUUCUACCCCUCUGACGCAGAUUCGCUAAACAACCUGCAGCUUUAUUCUGAGACACUAGGGGGCGACGCUAAUGCAGCUGGCACAGAGCCCUCACAGGAAAUCUCCAGGUAUGUGAAAAGGUCUCUGCAGGAGAAGAAGUUGCUUUACUUUGGAAUGGAAAAUUUAAACUUCAACUUCACAGACCCAGAUCUGUGGACCCCAGAAGAUAUUGUGCCAGAGUCACUGAGAGAAACAUGGAGGGCUGAGAGGGAGAGACUGAGUGGGAUGCCGACUGAGGAGGAGGAGGAGACGGAUGACAGCGGCUUCUAUGCAGGGGGCUCAGUACCACUGGUUGGUGUGACAAUCACUAUGGAUGACCAAGCCUUGAAUGGAACAAAUCGUGUCCUCCUAGAUGGUGUCUUAUCUCAGAAAGAAUGUGAUGCCAUACUACAGCUUGCCUCUUCUGCUACAUCAGCAACAGACAGCUCUCGAGGCAGACGCUCACCUUACACACCUCAUGAAAAAUUUGAGGGUCUCACCAUCCUCAGAGCACUCAAGCUGUCUCAGGAUGGGUUUCUCAAUCAGUCCGAUGUGAAGCUGCUGCACGAGGUCGGAGAGAGGGCGAGGACGCUCCUGCACGCCUACUUCAGGAGUCCAUCAGGCCUCUUCUUCUCCUUCAGCCAUCUAGUCUGUCGCAGCCCCGUCCCUGGACACCAGGAAGGUAGGAUGGACCUCUCUCACCCGGUACACGUAGACAACUGCAUACUGGAGCCAGAGACCAAACAGUGCUGGAGAGAGGCACCUGCUUUCACGCACAGAGACAUGAGUGGGAUACUGUAUCUAAAUGAAGACUUUGAAGGUGGGGAGUUCUUCUUCACGAAAAGGGAUGCUAAAACCGUCACAGCCAGAGUGCAGCCAAAAUGCGGCCGAUUGGUUGGAUUCUCCUCCGGACCUGUCAAUCCACAUGGUGUUACCGCGGUGACCUCGGGUCGGCGAUGUGCAUUGCCUGUCUGGUUCACCAAAGAGCACCACCACAGAGACAUGGAGCGGGAGGAAGCAGAGGCUCUGUGGACAGCGGAUGGACAGAGCGUACUGAAAGAGGAAAAGAAGGAUGGGGAGGGUGCCCAGCCUGCAGCCCGAACAGGGAGAAGCCAAGCGUCGCGGGGGAGGAGCCAAAGGGAGAUAAGGCGGGAAGAACUGUGAGAGUGACAGAUGGAAGAGCCAGUACCGUCCAUUUUGAUCCCGUCUGUUGGCCCCUCCUCUGUCUGAGCCUCAGACCCCUGCCCUUCCACCCCCCCCCCCCCGCAUGGCCUCAGUGAUCUCUAUUGUCCCACCAGACACAAUCAGCCUAUGAGGUCCUUUUCUUCAAAACUGUGCCUGGUGGUUGUUGGUGCGUGUGUGUGUGUGUGUGUGUGUGUGUGUGUGCGCCUGUGUGUAUUUGUGUCUGCAUGCUUGCGUGCUUUUAUGGCAGGUUUAUCGUUUUACUUGUGCUGUUGUGAGUCCCUCAGCAGCUAUUCAGGAUUAUAUUUCAUUUUUGGAAUAAAGUUACACAGUGGUGGAAGAGUACAACCCUGAUCUUGGGUGCGUGAGCAGUGAUAUUUAAGCAGAGAGACCGAGGUGGUGGUGGGGGGUAGUUGAGGCGUGGAGGGGAGGGGGAGGGGAGUGAUGGGUGACGAUCUCUCCAUUAACCGAUUAGAAGUGCAGCCCGUUUUCAUCUUCACAUUACCAGGAUUAGAGCUGAAGAGGAGGUAGAGGGUUAAUACAGCCUGGCCCAUUAACAGGCACAGGGACGGAGGGAAGAGUGAGAAGGGGGGGGGGGGGCCUGAUAGGCUCAGCUCUUCAGUACAUUAACACUGAUGGAGGCAGCGAGAGAGACAGAACAAGCGAGAGGGAGCAGAGGGGGGCGGGUGAGCCGUCCACGGCCGGUUGGUGAGCGGAGAAAGGGACCGAAAGCGAGAUUACAGCUAAUCCCUCAUAAACGAGAGCAUUUGUUUAUGAAGCUUAAAAAAACUCCUCCAUUUAGAAUAUGGAAUAAUAAUCCACAAGAAAUCAUUUAAUCAUUCGCAGCCUGCCACUACCUCCCACCCCCCCUCCCCAGCUAGCCACCAGCCCCCCCGUCUCAACACGAUUUCCUUCCCAUUAACGUGAACCAGGCCUCCCAGUGCCUCAAAGGCAUGACGAGUGUCAGAACGGAAUCAAACGCUGUCUGCGCGUCUCAGAGCUUCUGUGCUAUAAUCUGCUCAAAGCACACGGAUGGCUCCUCAGUGAUGCUAAUGGAAGAUAAAGUAUUUACCCCUUCCUCCCCAUAGCCCAGCUCUUGCUGUUACUCCAGCAUUCAAAUCCCGUAUUAAAAGGACACAUUAAUGGAGGGGACUCAGACCUACUGAUGCGCUUCUUCAGGAAUUGACAGGCCUGAGACCCACCUGCUUUUGCACAGGAGAGAUGUGCCACUGCUGUGCAUCCCAGCCCAGGGCCUCGUGACAUCACAUCACAUCAUUAUGUAAGCUGCAGCAUAAGGCACUGUGUCAUGACAUUCAACAAGAAGAAAAAAAAUGCUCUGAAGACCUGAGAGUUGACUGCUGUGGCUGGAACCAGAGUGCAUUAGACUCGGCUCUAGUUCUCCACUCGCUCUAAUACUCCAUCAUGCAGUUUGGGCCUACGCUCAGCGGCUGUCAGUUUGGAAGUGUCAGCCGGGCCUUGAAGCCUGACUACCUCCCCUUGGCGCAUACGAUCUGGUUAAUGCUCUCUUUAUUGACUAUAAAAGACUCCAUGUUAUCCAGUUGGUAAUGAUGGUAUAGAGAGCAUAGACUCAGUAACGGCUGAGCUGCCUACAGGGGCUUAUCUUGAGGGAUUGCACCCUAAAGCAGCCGCAGCAACAACAACAGUACAGCCUUAAGCAACUUCUCUCAUUGUGCAGUCAUGUGAAAGCAAAACCCCAUUCGCAGCCUCUCUAACAGAUUAUAAUCCUCAUCUAUCUGUGCCCAUUGUGUUGCUUUAUCCACCCUCUCCUCCCCCCUCCCUAAAUCCUGUGAUGAUGGUGCCAGGGCUGGGUCCUUGGUUGUGCUCUCUCCACGGUGUUGAUGGAAAUAUAUGAGAUGGGAGUAUACAGUAUAUGAUCAUAUGAGGCUGUUGUGGAACUCAUUUACAAAAGGUAUUCACAUGUCAUGUCAUACCCUCUAUGCUUUGUCUCUCAGUGUUUUCUCAGACUGUGUGGUCAGUCUGGUCAUGUCUCCCACCUUCCAAUAAAUGCAGUCUCACUCUUCCUA